Fraxinus pennsylvanica is the source of this 969-nucleotide messenger RNA. Lineage: Eukaryota; Viridiplantae; Streptophyta; Magnoliopsida; Lamiales; Oleaceae. The record is from the annotation of a GenBank genome assembly.
AUGUCUUCUUUACGUUUCUUAGUUCAACUGAUUGUCCUAGGUUUUGCUUUUAAUCAUGCAAAUGGACAAGGUUUGGAAGUAGGGUUUUACCAAAAAACAUGUCCGGAUCUUGAAUCUAAAGUCAAAGAGGUUGUAGAUCAAGUGAUCUCAGUGGCACCUAGUCUUGCAGCUCCUUUGCUAAGAAUGCAUUUUCAUGAUUGUUUCAUUAGGGGCUGUGAUGGAUCAGUGCUUUUGGAGUCUCCAACCAAUCAAUCUGAAAAAUAUGCUAUUCCCAAUCUAAGCCUGAGAGGAUUUCAAAUUAUAGAUAAAGUCAAGACUGCAGUAGAAAAGGCAUGCCCUAUGGUGGUUUCAUGUGCUGACAUAUUAGCUCUAGUAGCUAGGGAUGUUACGGUCGCGAUAAAAGGACCCUUUUGGGAAGUUGAGACUGGGCGAAGGGAUGGAAGAGUGUCUAUUUUGAAUGAAGCCUUGACAGGAUUAUUACCACCUUCUGCAAACAUUAGUACCUUAAAACAAGGAUUUCAGCAGAGGGGUUUAAGUGUCAAGGACCUUGUAGUGUUAUCAGGUAGUCACACUAUUGGGAUUUCCCAUUGUUCGUCCUUCAGCAAUCGCCUCUACAACUUCACCGGACAGAAUGAUACCGAUCCCACAUUGGAUCCCAACUACAUCGUCAAACUCAAAAUGAAAUGCAAGCCAGGAGACCAGAAUUCCAUUGUGGAAAUGGAUCCAGGAAGUGUCAGGACAUAUGAUGAAUCUUAUUACACACUUGUGGCCAAAAGAAGAGGACUCUUCCAAUCAGAUGCAGCUCUUUUAGAUGACUAUGAAACAAAAUCCUAUCUCAAAUCUCAAGCUCUUAACCAUGGACCUACUUUCUUCAAGGAUUUUGGUGAAUCCAUGGUGAAAAUGGGUCGGAUCGGGGUCCUUACGGGCACAACAGGGGAAAUCAGAAAAGUUUGCACUGAGGUUAACUGA